Molecule: messenger RNA, 2395 nt
Organism: Acaulospora morrowiae
Lineage: Eukaryota; Fungi; Glomeromycota; Glomeromycetes; Diversisporales; Acaulosporaceae
Source: the annotation of a GenBank genome assembly
AUGGAAGUUAUUGGAAAAGGAUACCCAGUUAGAUGCCCAGGCUGUCAGAAGACGGUGAAGAAACGGGAUAGAUUUGGGGAUAAAAAAUCAUGUGGAUUUUGUUAUUUUCGAGAGUCUUUUCUAAGAAAAAGUGACAACUCGGGUAUUGAUGACUUCUUAAUAAGAUUUGCAGUACGGAGAAGGUAUCCUUUCUUGGAAUUUAUACCGUACGAGGAGCUUUCAAAUGUUAAAAAAAUUGGACAAGGAGGAUUUAGUCAAGUUUAUAAGGCAACAUGGAAUAGAGGGCGCAUUUGCGUCUGGUAUAGGAAUGGAAAUUUUACUCGAUAUCCACCGGAAACCGUAGCAUUAAAGGUUCUUAAUGAAUCUCAGGAAAUGAACUCGGAAUUUUUGAACGAGCAACAAUUUUUAAAUAGACUUAGAUGUUCCUCAAGAGACAAAAAAUACAUAAUUAAUGUUUACGGAAUUUCGCAAGAUCCUGUACCUGAAAUAAAAGAAAUUAUGAGAAUGGUCGAAGAAUGGAAGAGCAACUAUUACCAACAGUUUAAAGAGGCCGAAGAAGCACGCAAAAAGAUAAUUGAAAGUGGUGCUCCGUUUAUGAAGGAGCAUUAUUCGGAUUCAAUAUAUUAUAGCAAAUUAUUGGAUUCCAUUAUAGAGUCUGCUAGAUCUACUUUAAAUUCAAGAGAUCUUAGUAAUACUCGAUUUAUAGGAACUCCUGAGUAUCAAAUCAAAACGGGUUUGGAAUGUCAACAAGAAAGUGAAUCGACGAAUUUCGAACAAACAGAAGUUUUUUCUAAAUUGAUACCGUACAAGGAAUUUUCGAAUAUAGAAGAAAUUGGUCAAGGCAGAUCAAGUCAAGUUUAUAAAGCGACCUGGUAUAGUAAGACAGUAGCACUAAGGAUUCUUAAUGAAUCUGAAAAUCUUGAUCCUGAAUUUUUAAUAAAGUCGGAAUCCUUGAUUUUUAAGAAGCAUGCGGGCAUAAUUAGAUGUUACGGAAUUUCGCAAGAUCCUACAUCUAUGAACCAUAUCCUUGUUACGGAGCAUAGACUUGAUUUAAGUGCUUACUUGCAAGCUAACUUCAUUAAAAUGACUUGGUUUAACAAAAGAAUGAUUCUAAAUAGUAUCGCUUUACGAAUUAUGACAAUUCACAAAUGGAAUAUAAUUCGUUGGAAUUUACAUAGCGGUAAUUUGUUUGUGGUAAAAGGACGAAAACCAAAUCCUGCAGUUUUAAUUGAUUUAGGAUUUAAUCGAGCUACAAGAGGGUUAAACUUAAUAGAACAAGCCACAAGAAACUUUUACGCGAAUGACUAUCACCAAUUCCAAAAGGCAGAAGAAAAACGCAAAAAAAUGAUAUCAUUUUUAAAGGAAGCAGAACAAAAUCAUCCAAAAUCUGUGUAUCAUACUAGACCAUUAAAUACCAUUAUAGAGAUUGCAAAUGCUAUUCAAAAUUCAGGAGAUUCGUCCAAAGCUAUGAAACAUCCAGGACCUAUAGAAAUUCAGGUAGAGCCUCAAAAAGGAGUAUGUUCUAACUGCAAGAAAAAAAGACAUUACGCGGACUUGCUCAAGAAAAUUUGCAGGCUUUGUUCUUUUGCAGAAUUAUUUCCAAAAAGUAAUAAUCAAGAUAUUAAUAACUUCCUCAUAAAAUCAUCGGAAAAUGAAGGAAGACGCAUUUUGGAAUGGAUAUCAUAUGAAGAUUUUGAGAUUGGUGAGGACAUUGGAUCUGGUGGAUAUAGUAAGGUUUGCAAAGCGACCUGGCACAGAGGACAUAUUAAACGUUGGAUUCCACAAACUGGAGAAGUAGUUCGUUCCGGUCCUGUGGAAGUAGCGUUGAAAGUUCUUAAAAAUUCAAAAGAUAUGGAUUCAAAAUUUCUAAAUGAAUUAGAGAAUUUAUAUAAAUUUAAAUCAAGCGACUUAGGAUAUCGUCAUAUAGUUAAAUGCUACGGAGUUUCACAAGAUCCAAAAAGCCAAAACUACAUUCUUAUUAUGCAAUAUGCAAAUAAUGGGAGCUUGAGAGAAUUCUUGAAAGACAGAUUUCAUAACAAAGCAAAUUGGAACUUCAAAAAAAAGGUUAUACUCUCACUCUUAGAGUCUAUCAAUGAGAUUCAUCGACAAGAAAUAAGAGAAAAUCUAGAUCCCGAUGAACUUCAAGCAGCGGAGGAAAAACGUGAAGAAAUGGUAAAAUUUGGAAUUCCGUUUGUAGAAAAACCGAGAUUCGAACAUCCGAAAUCAGUUUAUUCUAGUAGAUCAUUGGAUUCUCAAAUCAAUUUUUCGAAGACCAUUUUAUCUGAUUCAUCCAAUGCCAAAGAAAUUUUAGAACUCAAUUCCAAUAAUGUUUCGGAGAAUUCCUUGAAAAAACAUGAAAUUGACAAAACAGAUGAUUAUCGUGAGAUCAUAGAUG